Molecule: messenger RNA, 747 nt
Organism: Penicillium taxi
Lineage: Eukaryota; Fungi; Ascomycota; Eurotiomycetes; Eurotiales; Aspergillaceae
Product: OPA3 family protein
Exons: 2
Coding region: 1-747 (248 amino acids)
Biological process (GO): regulation of lipid metabolic process
Cellular component (GO): mitochondrion
Source: RefSeq, a predicted model, not a curated record
AUGUCACUUACAUUGAAGAUCUCGUCACUUGUAAUCCGAACAUUAUCUAAACCUAUCGCAAAUCAAAUCAAAGCCCAGGCUCGCGAACAUGAACGUUUCCGCCGCCUCUGUAUCUCAAUGGCACAAGGCCUCCAUAGGAUCGAUAUGCGGCUUCGUUUAGGUCCUGUUCGGGCCAAAAAUGCUGAAAAAGUCAUGACAGACGCCCGAGUCGAGCUGGAAAAACUGACACCAUCAUCGCCAACCGUCAAAACAGCAGCUGAAGUGAAGGCAGAGGAAAAAGCUUUAGCAAAAGUGAAGGCGGCCUCCGAAGAGAUUGCGAAGCCCCCAUAUCAUCGUAUUCGUCCGCUGUCCGAGACUAAGGCCAUUGAGUCCGGCGCCAACUUUAUCAGCGAGACAUUCCUCUUCAUGGUAGCUGGCGGUCUGAUAUUUUACGAGGCAUGGCGAUCCAAACGCAAAGAAACUACUAGAAAUACCGGUGUUGAGGAUCGUCUAAAUGAGCUUGUGCAAGCGGAGAAGGCUGCACGAGAGUCUCUCCUCGUCCUAGAGAAGGAACUGCUGCGGCUAAAAGCCAAGCACGGGCUGCCCAAAUCAACCCAUCACAUCCUGCCUCGUGAAAUAUGGGAGAAAGAGUCUGACGUUGAGACAAAGGAUGAAAUUGAGGAGGGGUGGUUUGAUUGGGUCAAGAACUAUAUCCCCCUUGGCUCCCAAGCUACUCCCCUAUCCCUACUCCUGUCACCGAAGCUGUGA